Molecule: messenger RNA, 5444 nt
Organism: Tachyglossus aculeatus (Australian echidna)
Lineage: Eukaryota; Metazoa; Chordata; Mammalia; Monotremata; Tachyglossidae
Gene: PODXL
Product: podocalyxin like
Exons: 8
Coding region: 11-1636 (541 amino acids)
Biological process (GO): regulation of microvillus assembly; negative regulation of cell-cell adhesion; positive regulation of cell-cell adhesion mediated by integrin
Cellular component (GO): microvillus membrane; apical plasma membrane
Source: RefSeq, a predicted model, not a curated record
GCUGGGGCUGAUGCUGCUCCUACCGUGCGGAUGGGGAAACAGCAAGGCUCCUGAGGCUGUUGCUCCCCACCAAAGUAAUUCUACUACUACCCAAAGUGUAACCACUACCAGUGCUACCACUACCAGUGCUACCAUCGCUGUUGCUCCCACCACCACCACCACCACCAGUGCCUCAUCCACCACCACGAAAACCACCAGCCCUACGACCAGCCAGUCCACAGCGGCAGGUCUCACCAGCACAACCAUCGCUCCGACCUCACCCCGAACCGAGGUCGGCACCCUCCUGACUUCGACCAAGCAACCAACAUCCACCCCCGGUAGCACAACCAGCCCUAAGGUCCAAUCUAGCACCGUGGGCUCGGUCGACAACAAGACCAGCGUCUCAGCUGGUGGACACUCAGCCCAGGGGGUCUCCCCCUCUGCCACGACCCAGCUCACCAGCCCAACCACGUCCCUCUCUGCCUCCACAAGCCACAGCUCCAAGGCUACUGCACAGUCCAAGCCAGCCUCUACUACUCCGGCUCCAGGGAGCACCUCCCCCUCCGUGACAGGUGAGAGCCAGCAGGUAACCACUGCCAAGGCAGUAAUAACUACACCUGAGAAGACACUGGAGCCCCAGAUCACCAGCACGACGAAUGUCAGUGAUUCAAAAACCCCCAGUGUGAGCCCAACAUCCCCCUCCAGCUCUACCGUCAUUGCCACCGCUGCCGCCGCCACCACAACCACCAUCACCACUGCCACCAACUUGACUACCAACUCCGGGAGUGGGUUGGGAGGGACACCCAAUACAACCUCUGCCAGCCUGAACAGCUCGACCAGCCCAACAUCCAUGCUGCCCCGUGGUUCCUCCUCACACCAUCCAGCCACCUCACCAUCUUCAAGCCCCUCCACAGGCCUCACCACUUCGCCCUCUCCCAGUGACCAUGACCUCCCCUGGUCCCAGCCCCCUGGGCCGGCUGUCCCGGACAACAGCAGCAGCACAGCCGUGCUCAACAUGGUGACCUGCGAAGACUGGAAUUCCACCAGUGACAAGGAUCUAAUAUUGGAAAUACGCAACCCCUGUGAGAACUUCCAGGAGAACCCGUUCUACUUGACGCUGUGCCAGCUCACCAGGACCAACUUCAACAAAUCCCGGGACCUUUGCCACGUGCGGUUGGGUCACCAGCCCGGACAAUGGGACAGGUUCACGCUCAUCGAGGUCUCGGUGAAGACGACGCUCGGGACCCAGGAUCUGGUGGAAGUCCUGAAGGACAAGUGGGAGGAUCUGAAACAGGCGGGAGUCACUAACAUAACAUAUGCCGGGAAACUACUGGAGGGCGAGGACGAGGACCGCUUCAGUAUGCCUCUCAUCAUCACCAUCGUCUGCAUGGCCUCCUUCCUGCUCCUUGUCGCUGCCGUUUAUGGCUGCUGCCACCAGCGCUUAGCUCUGAGGAAGGACCAGCAACGGUUGACGGAGGAGCUGCAGACGGUGGAGAACGGUUACCAUGACAAUCCCACGCUGGAGGUGAUGGAGACCUCGUCCGAAAUGCAGGAGAAGAAGGUGGCCAACCUCAACGGGGAGCUGGGGGACAGCUGGAUCGUCCCCCUGGAUGACCUGACCAAGGACGACCUGGACGAGGAGGACACCCACCUGUGAGCCGCCCCCCGCCCACGCCGGCGCAACCAUGGAGCUUCAGACUGUCGACCGCCAGAAGUGUCCUUCCAGGGAGAGGGGGAUGGACGCCCCCCACGGUCCUGGGUCCUCAGCCUUUCCUCCUUUUCAAGCCAACCGAAAAAUACUUUCUUGGUCCAGACUCCUUGCAAAGUAAUAAUCCACUAGUGCCUGAGCUGAGCGCUGACAGGAGGAGAGGGCAAAGUUUGGGCCCUUCUCCCCGACCCCGGGGCCCCCCCAAGAGUCAAAUGAGGCUCCCCGCUGGAAAGAGUCAGCUCGCAGGCCCCUGCUCCUGGGAGAUCCCGUCAGUCCCGAAGCUAGGGGUGCAAGGUGGUGGUCAGGCCCCUCCUGGCCCGUCACCUAUCCUCCCCUCAGCCUCCAUCCCAGGCCUUCCGGAGGCCUUCUGAGCUCCUCCCACCAGAUGCUUAUUUCCCCGCUGAAAAUUCACAAGGCGGGACUCACCCUGCUCUGGACCCCUCGGGCCCAAGUAUGGCCGUGGAAGGAAAUCCAUCCCCGCCGGUGGUCAGGGCCGACGCUCUCAUCCCCUGCAUUGGGCCCCCAGUCCGGGACCAAUUCCGUUGGCUCCCUUCCCCCUUCAAGCCUCUGCAGCUUCUCCCCUGGGGAUGACCCCACCGUGGGGAGUGGGCCCCGGGCCCCUAUAGCUGUCGAGGGCAGCAGCAGGCAGCGGAGAGGACAUCACCCACUCCGUAGUGGAGCCGGGGACCACCCGACGGAGAAAAACCAUCCGGCCCGGAGAAAGCCAGCUACCGGGUGAGACCCGCCCGCCCCUCGCCAGAAAGAGCCCUUAAACAAACAUGAGUGUCUUAAACCGAAAGAUGAGCGACAAUCAGCCCAACAGGAAAAGGCAGGGUUCCCUCCGACCUGCGGGAAACUCAGGGACUUUCCAAGUUGCUGAGGGUUAGCGAGUCUGUCACCUCGCACCCCUUCCCACAGCUCCCCUCGGCGAUGGACCCUCUGUUUGAGCAACCUCCCACGCCCCCCGGAGUGGAAGGCUGGGGGUCAGAGGAAGGGUGGGGGCCAGGCCUGCCAGGUUCUAAGGGAAAGUGACUUUUUACCCCUUGGAGGCCCGUUACAUCUGAUUCCCACAAGACUGCGGCAGGCAGGGAAGAUGGAUGAUCAGAGAGAGAGAGAGAGCAGCCUGGGGUUAAGCUGUGCAAAGUCAGAGCUGAACAAGACUCUGAGAGUUCAUCCAAUUCAGCCUCCAGCCCCGGGGCACAGGGGCUUUUUUUUUUUUUUUCCAGGUUUUUUUUCUGUUUUAUAACUGAUCUAUUCUUAUCAAUAGGGGAAAGAGGUGUUAUCUUAAGGAACCAAAUGUCUCAGCUUCAGGGCAAGGCAGCAGAGCCCUCUGGUCCCUGAAGCAGCAGGGAGAGGGAGAGAGAGAGUGUGGCCUGAACGACAGGUUUGCCUUUAAACUGCCGCAGCCCUUUAAAUGUUCCCGGGGCAACCGGGUUCUGAAUCUUCACUUUUCAGGGAAGCGGGUUCAAGAAAAAACACAGGUCUUCUAGGUAUCCCCAGCCAACAGGGUCAUUUUGCCCAAACCCCUUGGGGAGUGGGUGGAGGCCUUAUUCAGAGGUUAUUUUCCUUUGGCUAGAGCUUCCUUCCGGCUUCAGGAAUUCCACUCCUGACAGUCAGGGACAAUCAGGCAGGGAACCCUCUGCGUGGGACUGAGGGUCUCUCCAUAAUCCUGGCUGCCAUGUGGACUUCCCAUAACUGACCUUGGAUUCCACCCCCUCGGGUUCCAAUUUCAUCACCUCCAGCCUUGGGUCUGCUCGGGGCAGAAUCAGCCAGACCCUCGGAGAAAGGGCGUGAAGGGGGGGACCCUACUCACUGAUCUGGUGCCUGGUCUCAGAAGCUGUUGGCAGGGAAACCCCACAGAUGGGAGAGGGGAAACCAGGGUUCGAGAAGAAAGUAGGAAUCCAAGCAAAGGUCCACCUCCCAGAAGUCUCUAAAAAGAAUAAAUAAAAAGGACUAGAAUCAGGAUAGCUUCCAAAUCAGAAGUCAGGAUAUGGCUUUGGUGGGCACAAGGUUUUCGUUUUUUUCUUAUUUCCUCUUGACAAAUGACUAAGUAGAAAAGUUGGCAUGGAAGUUAGGAACUAUUUACUCCCCCUCUAGAGAGCUUUUCCCCUCUCCUUGAUCAAAAUCCCGAAGGACGGAGUUUGAAAACAAAUUCAAGCCAAUAUACGUGUACAUGGCUAUUCGGAAAGGUAAAGGAAGUGGCGCCGGGAGGGACACCAGCCUCCUUUCAGACCUAUAAGAGAGAGAACUUAGAAAUUAGACGUGUGCCAGGGGUGGACAUUUGUCUCACUUGCUAAAGGGAAUGUCUGGGCUUGCAAAGAGAAAUGUGAAGGGCUGAGACCAGUUGGAAGAGGGGCACCCCACUUUUUCAGCCCCUCUGGAACUCCCGGGAGCAUUUUUAUUGCCUCGCUGGUGCCCUGGGGGCUCAAAAGAAAGAAUAUUCCUCUCUCAGGGCUACGAUCGACCCCCGGCAGGACCCUGCCCAAAGCAUUUCCAAGGCUGUGAAGGCAGUGGCUGUUCUGACUAAACAAGGCAGGGUGUGGGAGUUAGAGGGGAUGAUUUCCCAAGUUUCAGACCUGGCAGACAAUUCCCACAUAGCCAAACAUCUGAGGGUGAGCCGAUCACCCAGGCAAGGAGUAUGGUGCCUGGUGUUUAAGGCAUUUAAAACUAGCUAGUUUCAAGCUUUUCCAACACUUGUAAUUUUGCCCGUCCUAAGGACCGAGCUGAUUCUGACAGACCUGCUGCCCCGGGGCCCUUGGGCAACCAGGCAGGGAACCGGCCUUAGGAUAAAUCUUUCUGUUGCAAUGAUAGCCCUUGGGAUCAGCCCUCCCAGAGAAACCCUGGACAGCUCUGGAUCAAGCCCUGUUUAGAAAGAGUGGACCCAGCUGAGACCGACAGUUUUCCUCUCUGACUACUGUCAGAGGAUGAUCUGACUCAUCCCAAGCCAUCAUAAUCUUCUCCCGUGAAGGAUUUGAGGGGGAUGGGUACAUCGGGGUGGAAGUUGGGGUUCUACAAGGCAUCGGGGGAUGACCCCACGAGCCCCCCUGGCUUGCAAAAUUCCCUUUGAGUCACGCACCAAUGGCUUGAGACCAAAGUCAAGUUUGGCUUGCCAACAGCAGCUUUCUCAUAGGGCUCGUGGUGGUGAACAUAGUGACCGCUUAACUUCUCCUCCCCCUUUUGCCCUUUUACAGGAAGAAAACAAAAGAGCUCUCACAAAGAUCCGCUUUUUUUUUUUUUUUUAGUUCUCAGAAUUGUACAUGGAAAACGGAAGAUAAUCACUUUUGCACCUUAGAGCCUCUAUGAGCUGGGCUGGGGAGUAUAGGGGUUUGGUGGGGUGUAGAGGUAUUGGGGGGUAGAGAGGACCAUGGAGUUGGGGUUGGAGGGGAGGGAGACUUUGGAAAUUCCAACGGGACAUCUCCUCACAAUCCACCCCCCUCUUCCCCAGCCCUUUCCCCCUGUGAGGCCAAACCAAGCCUCCUGACUCCCAUGAAGGCUCAAUCCAAACCGCAAAGGGAAAAAUGCCCUUCUCCCCCGGGGAAGGCGGGGGGAAAGACUUUUCUGACGCUGAAUGUCUCACACACACGGGUCAGUUCUCCCAGGGGCUGCCAAGGGUGUGUGCCACAUGGACAGGGGUCUGAAUUACACUGGAAUUUAUUAACUGGAUUGUAGAGACUACGGUGAAUCCUUACAUUUUCCUACAAAAAUCUAUUUUGAGAAACUGCAUAUUCUGUUCAUUAAAGUUCUUUUGUGUAAUUGG